Oryza brachyantha (malo sina) is the source of this 4326-nucleotide messenger RNA. Its product is annotated as nuclear pore complex protein NUP1. NCBI's taxonomy places the organism in Eukaryota, Viridiplantae, Streptophyta, Magnoliopsida, Poales, Poaceae. The coding region runs from base 1 to 3339 and encodes 1112 amino acids. The transcript is spliced from 9 exons. Gene Ontology annotation, cellular component: nuclear envelope. The record is from RefSeq and is a predicted model, not a curated record. Gene Ontology annotation, biological process: nuclear membrane organization.
AUGGCCUCCCGGGGAGCCUACGACGGCGGCUCCGGCGCGGGCGGCAAGAUCCGGAGGCGCCCCGCGUCCCGCGCAGCCGCCGCCUCGCCCUACGCGCGCCCUGCUCCCGCUCCCGCCGCCGCGGCGGCGAGCCUCGGCGGCGAUGGGGGUGGAGGCGGGUGGUUCUCCCGCCUCAUAGCCAGCGGCGCCUCGCGCCUCCUGUCCACCGUGUUCCGCAAGCCGCCACCGCAGCUCCCCGCGCCGCCGCCGCCGCCGCAGGAGCAGGGGCCGGAGAGGGAGCCGCUCGAAGCGCCUCCCUCGUGGCCCGAAUCGCGCGACGAGGCGCCCUCGCAGCCGGAGACGCUGGAUACUCCGCCAUCGCCUCCGCCUCCGCCUCUAGAAGAUGACAUUCCAGAAGGAGAAGACGAUGCUGGAGCCAUUCUUAACAGUUCUGCCAAAGAUGGAGAUGGCAUUCUAAGAAGGUCUGAUAGCUGUGAUGCUAUGGAUCUUGAAGAACUAUUGAAACGAAGGACAUUCACAAGGAGUGAAUUUGAAUAUUUGUCCGAGUUGUUGCUAUCUAGAACGGCUGGGUCCAAAUUAUUGAAUCCAGGAGUUGGUAAUAUAAAGAAAAUGCAUUUUCAUGAGAAGGCAAGUGGAUCUACAGACUUACCUGUUGAUUUCUCCGUUAGAGCAUUCAACACUUCUGAUCAGGUUGUUUCACCUGCAGAACUUGCAAAGGCAUUUAUGGGUUCAAGAUCUUCUAUGGGAUCCCCAUUACGUCUUAGAUUGCAUGAUCCCUGCUCUGUGCCUACCAAGUCAAUGGAAGCUAACACAACACACAUAACCAAGCCCCCCACCCUCCCUCUUCUCCCAAGUGCAAGGAUGCAUUCUUCCAACACCUCAGAUCGUCCUGGGAGCAACUACAUGACACCGAAUAGAUCAGCGAUAUACAAAAUGUCAUCAUCUCCUUAUUUUAAGAGUGCUGUUUCUUCCAUGGAUUUGUCUGGUACUGUAUCUUCAUAUAAAGCUCCAAGUAGCCUCCAUACAUAUGGAAGGCAGGUCCUAAAGAGGAAGAGUAAUGUUCUCAGCAAUGAGAGUGCCCCUGCUGGUCCCAUACGUAAAAUGCGUCAGCGGUACAGCAGAGUGUCCCCAUUGUUGGAAACUCGGCCAGGUCAUCGCGGAUAUAUUGGUAGUCAUACUAGCAAACUUGAUGAAGGUUUGGAACACUCGGUUCAAAGUCAAAAACGUAGGUGUACGGAUAAAGUUGGUGAGGUUACUCAAAGUGGUGUAAAUGACAGAGCAAAUGAUAGCAUGUUUGGCCAGGCACCAGCCCAGUCAAUUCAAAUGGCUGCAAAGAUAUUGAAGCAGCUUGAUACGAUAGUUCCUUCUCAGAAGGAAGGAACACUAGCAACAAGGCCAAAAUAUGCAGAUGUCUUACAUGUUGAAGAUCUUAUUUCUCAGAAGAAUGAGUUAUUAGCACGCAGUCUUUUGAAGCCAUCUUCGUCAGGAGUUAAUGAGUCUUCUUUACUUAAUAAAUCCAAUGGUGCUGCUAAAUUUACCUCUGCCACAAAAGAUGGCAAUAUUGUUGAUGCUGCAUCUGAUAUAUCUGCUCCCUUGGCAUCCAAGGAUUGUUUGGAGAUGGAUAACUAUAGAGGAAGUACAAAGUUGUCUCUUCACCAAGGAAAUGAUAAAACUGAGAAAUUGCAGUCACCAAUCCCAGAGAACAAUGAUAUGAAUUCUCAAGUAAUAAAUAAGGAGAAGCCUCCAACUUUGAGGAGUCAUGCUCCUUCUAAUCUGGUAUUAUCCAGUGGAAAUGAUCGAAACAAAAUGCUGGGUUCAUCAAAUGGCUUUUCAUUCCCGAUUCCGGCUGCUCUGGCUGCACAUUCGCAGGCCCCUCCGACUCCUACUUUGGCAUCUCCACCUACACUAUCUGUUGAGAAGCAGCAAUUGCCUGCAUCAUCUUCAGUGGAAAAUAUUCCAAGGGUUUUCAGGCCAGUUUCAGAAGCCUCAGUUUCUAAAAGAUGUGAUACAAAGUCAAAUGCAGAUAAUCCACUGAUUACUUCUCAGAGUUCUGGGCGAGUUGUUUCUUUCACUAGUAAUCCUGUAUUUAAUGUCAUCUCCUCCAAGCCAACAACCUUAAGCAAUGGUCUGGUAGAUACAAUGAAAUCUAGUGCUGCUCCUGUAUUCACUUCCAGUGGACCAACUAAGUCUGUUUGUUCUACAAAUGCUGGUUCUUCAAGCACUUUGUUGCCAAAGUUCUCAUUUCAGUCUGGAUUCCAGACUGAAACCUCUUCAGCACAGCAGUCUAGUGGUACUCAAGAUAAAAUCGAGCCUUCUAUAACAGCUCCAUUUAGCACUGUGAGUAGUAGUUUAACUAAGGGCAGUUGUACCUUAUCCAAUAUGGGUACAAGUGGUUCAUCACCAUCCUCAAUGAUAUUUGCUGGCACGACUUCUCAAUCUAGAACCAACAUCAGUGCUUCAUUCCAAUUCUCUUCACAAUCUGCCAGUGAAAGUUCAUUAGCUGGCCAAGACAAAUCCAAGGCAUUAAGCAACAGUGCCCCUUUUGGUUUCUCUCCACAGUUUGGCAUUACAAGUUCAUUUGCUGCCCAGGGAAAAACUGAGGUACAAUCAGGAAAUAGCAAUUCACUAUUUGCACAGAGCUCAACAAGCAAUUUGAACUUAUCAUCUUCAGAAAAAGUAAAUCCUGGGAACUCACCAAGCACAAAUUCAUCAUUUGGUUCAUCAGCACCAGGUUCAAGCACUACAAAUUCAAGCCCUGUGCUUUCAUUUGCAGCUGGUUCUGGCACUACUUCUGCAACAACUGCUUCAUCAUCUUCUGUGCCAGAUACAAGCUCUAGUUUUGGACGUACAGCAUUCUCAACAUUGCCAAUGUUUGGCAACAGUUUAACUAGUACAACUGCUCCACCAUCUUUUGGCAGCUCAAAUACUGCUUCUGCCACUUCACCUUUUAGCUCAACCACGAACCCUGUAUAUUCGUUCACUUCAGCUAUGCCUACGAUACCAAAUGCAUUGACUGCAACACCACUAUUUGCUACAGCGAGCCCAACUGUUGGUUUAAGUUCAGGAACUGAUCAGAUGAAUGGAGGUCAGAUGACUGGAGAUAAGAACCAGCUCGCUUUUUCAACAGCUUCACCCUUUGGUCUCCCAAGCAGUUCACCAUCAACCCCAAAUUUGUUUAGCUCGCCAGCAACCCAGUUUGCUUCAACUACACCUGCCUCACCAGGCAUAUUCCAAUUUGGCCAGCAGAGUCAAGCAUCAUCGGGUGGCUUUUCAAUAGGCACUGGUGGCAACAACGAAAAGCCUGGGAGGAGAAUUCUAAAAGUUAAGCGAAAGAAGUAGGUCACCAUGCCCUCUGUCGAGGAUCAUGAGAACUUGCAGCCUGCAUUGCAAAUUGCUCUGGUUUUACAGGGCUGAGGCAAACGGCAAACAUAGGUUCACAUUUCUUCACUGCAUACUAUUGAGUGUUUGCCUGAGUUGGCAAAAAGGUGCCAGUUGGUCUUUUUGGCUGAUCCGAAUUUUGGCAGAUGAACUAUGGCGGAGGGUUGUUUGUGAACUGAUUUUUUUUAUGAUUUAUCCCCUCCUGAACCAUUGCAAAAUGCAUAACAUUUGAAUGCCAAGAGUCCUCUUUUUGGCAACAUAUUCUUAAGAACCCGGUGUUUGACAGUGUACCUCUUGUAGUUUAUUCCCGCAUACCAAUUGCCAUCGAAGGAAUAUAAUUUCAUUUACUUCAUGGUUGCAUCUUGGUCUUCCUCAUUUUCCCCUCCUGUAUAAGUUAUUUACUGAGCUGAUAUUGUUAGGAGGAAGCAUUCCCAUUUGGGGGCAAUUAGCUGAUAUUGUUAUGAAGAUGAAUAACUCUCGUAUACCAUCUCUAUUCUUUUCUUUGCUUUAACUUUGUUCAUUCCCUGUCAUUCAGAGUUGAUUCAGGGUGUAUUGGAUAGGAUGAUUCCUGAUGGUCAGAAACGGAGCUUUUGAUUAAUAUGGGAUUUAACAGAUUAAAGCCAAUGUGGUGGUUAGAAAGAGUGAGUAACAGGAACGCUUUGGAUGUAAAGCAUUGGGGAGUGAUCAUGCUCAUAAUUUCAGUGUUUUGCACUUUGAAGCUGCAAUUUUAAUUUUACAUUUUAACAUCACGAAUGCAUAGCUGACAUGUUAGUGAGCAGAAUGAUCUUACAUAAUGUAAUAUUGUAAUCUUAAGAAGUGUACCUAAAUAAACCAAUUAGCAUAAUCUUCACUAUGUACUUUUAGCACCAUUUGGCUGUUCUCGUGGGCUGAUAAAUCUCACUGAGCAGAAAAUUCCUGGGCAUUUCCUCACACCCGAAAGAUGCCCUC